CGGGGUCGUGCGCUACGGAAGCCGAUCGGGAGGCGGAGUAGGCGGUUGUGCGAGCAACAGCGGGCAGCGAUGGCUGCGGACGGAGAACGCUCCCCGCUGCUCCCGACGGAGUCCGGCGAUGGGGGCAACUCCGGCGUCGGAGGCCUGGUGGGGCCCGCUGGGCUGAUGACAGGCUCCGCCUCGAACCCACCGGGGAAGCCGACCCCUCCUCAGGUUGAUUCUCACAACCGUGUUGGGCCAAUCAAGAAUGCCCCAGCUGGGAAGAAAUACGUGCGAUGCCCCUGUAACUGCCUCCUGAUCUGCAAAGUGACAUCGCAGCGCAUUGCCUGUCCUCGGACAUACUGCAAAAGGAUUAUUAACUUGGGCCCCGUGCAUCCGGGCCCUUUGAGCCCCGAGCCCCAGCCCGUUGGCGUGCGCGUCAUCUGCGGCCACUGCAAAAACAGUUUCCUGUGGACAGAGUUCACGGACCGCACCUUAGCCCGAUGUCCGCACUGCCGUAAAGUCUCUUCCAUUGGGCGCCGCUACCCCCGGAAACGCUGCUUUUGCUGCUUCCUGCUGGGCCUCGUGAUGGCCGUGACGGCAACGGGCCUCGCGUUCGGCACGUGGCAACACGCCCAGCGGUACGGAGGGAUCUACGCCUCGUGGGCCCUGGUUAUCCUCUUGGCGGUGCUGUGCUUCGGCCGCGCCAUGUACUGGGCCUGCAUGAGGGUCAGCAAUCCGAUCCAGAACUUCUCCUGAAGCUCCCCCCGGGCUCUCCGUUUCCAGUUGCUGCUGCCGCCGCUCCCAGCGUGCCAUCUGCCGAGAGCCAGCCCCGCCCUCUUCUUUUCCUCCCCUCUGGGGCCGGGACCUUUUUGUGCCACCCCCUCGCUGUGCCAGCGCCGCCACCACCCCCCUGGAUCACCAUCAUUGCUUUUACCACCUCGAGAGGCUUCCCCGGAGACCCUUGCCUGGGCAGGGAGCGGUGCCAAAAACGAACAUUCGGACCGGAACGAAACUCGAUUGCCGAAAAACUGUGUCUGUCCCAGAGCCAGAGACAUUCCCACGAACCUCAACGGACAGUGGAACUCUUGAUCAGACCAAUUCCAAGAGGUGUUUUGGGAGUCGGGAUUGCGAGCGAUUCCCUUCUGUGGGCGGCAGUCUGAGCUAUGGGGGGGCUGCGUGCUGGGGGCCGACGGCAUAGCGGCAUGGUCCAGCGGGACCUUAGAGAAGAGGCCACCCGAUGGGAAUGGACCGCGACGGGCCUUUGUGUCUCGAGGGGCUCGGCUGGGACACUUUGAAGGGCGGUACGCUUUGAGCAGACGUUUGCUGUUCUCGGAGCUUCUCGGGCACGUCGUGGGCGGAAUGCCAGAGAGCGAUGAGGAGUCCUCGUUGCGUUGACCACACCCCUUUCCACCCUGUGCAUGAGGAGCAGCGGGAGAGGGGACCGGCCAAGCUGCUGCGGCAAUAAUGGCGAAUUGCACAUUCCUCGAACGGCGGGCUGGAGAAGGCGAGCAGACGGACGCUGCGGGUGUGUCUGUGGCUCUAGUCAGCUUCUGUUCCUCGUCGCCUGGUUGCUUGAACGCCUCCCCCGU
This is a messenger RNA of Gekko japonicus, 1571 nucleotides long. RefSeq names its product transmembrane protein 55B (gene PIP4P1). Gene Ontology annotation, biological process: phosphatidylinositol dephosphorylation. Gene Ontology annotation, molecular function: phosphatidylinositol-4,5-bisphosphate 4-phosphatase activity. The record is from RefSeq and is a predicted model, not a curated record. Gene Ontology annotation, cellular component: plasma membrane; phagocytic vesicle membrane; late endosome membrane. The coding region runs from base 70 to 738 and encodes 222 amino acids. The transcript is spliced from 7 exons. Lineage: Eukaryota; Metazoa; Chordata; Lepidosauria; Squamata; Gekkonidae.